Linum tenue is the source of this 1155-nucleotide messenger RNA. The record is from the annotation of a GenBank genome assembly. Lineage: Eukaryota; Viridiplantae; Streptophyta; Magnoliopsida; Malpighiales; Linaceae.
AUGGGAAGCGCCCUGGAGACGCUCUGCGGGCAAGCCUACGGGGCAGGACAGCUGGACAUGCUAGGAGUCUACCUGCAGCGCUCCUGGGUCAUCCUCCUGGCCACGUCACUCCUCCUCAGCCUGCUCUACGUCUUCGCGGGCCCAUUCCUCCUCCUGAUCGGGCAAGAGGCGUCACUCUCAGCCGCCGCGGGGGUCUUCACCAUCUGGAUGCUCCCGCAGCUGUUCGCCUUCGCGUUCAACUUCCCGAUGGUGAAGUUCCUGCAGGCGCAGAGCAAGAUGGCGGCGAUCGCGGCGAUUGCGGCGGCGGCGCUGGUCCUCCACGUGGCGCUCAGCUGGGUGCUGACGGUGGAGGUCGGGAUGGGCGUGGCGGGGCUGGCGGUGGCGCUGAACGUGUCGUGGUGGUUCAUCGACGUGGCGCAGUUCGCGUACGUGGUGAGCGGGAGGUGCGGGAGGGCGUGGAGCGGGUUCACGUGGAAGGCGUUCACCAAUCUCUGGGGGUUCGUGAAGCUGUCGCUUGCGUCCGCUGUUAUGAUUUGCUUAGAGGUUUGGUACUUCAUGGUGUUGAUAUUGUUUGCGGGCUAUCUCAAGGACGCUGAAGUUGCUGUGGAUGCUUUGUCCAUCUGCGUCAGAAUUUCCAACGAACUAGGAGCAGCUCAUCCGAGAACAGCAAAGUUGGCGCUUGUGGUCGCAGUGAUAUCCUCAUUCAUGGUCGGCAUUGCGCUUGCACUCCUUCUCAUCCUUACCAGAGACCAUUACCCUGCUCUCUUCUCCAACGAUCUAGCAGUGCAGCGAGUCGUCACCAAAAUGACUCCUUUGCUGGCUCUCUGCAUCGUUCUCAACAACGUUCAACCUGUUCUCUCAGGUGUGGCGGUCGGGGCUGGAUGGCAAGCAGUUGUGGCAUACGUGAACAUUGCUAGUUACUAUUUGUUUGGAAUUCCAUUGGGACUGAUUUUGGGCUACAAAUCUGAUAUGGGUAUCACAGGUAUUUGGUUAGGGAUGAUGGCCGGAACGGCGGUGCAAACUCUUGUGCUUUACUGGAUUAUCUAUAAAACUAAUUGGAAUGAAGAGGCUUCUAAUGCCGGAGAUCAAAUAAGGAAAUGGGGAGGCGGCAAUUCUCACAACGAGACUACUAACGAUGUGGUUAUUGUUAAUUAA